AUGGCGGACCUUAAUUCGUGGGAGGACGACAAGGACGCACAAGACGACAACCUCGCUCAGCAAGCACGCAACCUCAACCUCGGAAACGCGCGAGCAAACGCAUUCCAGCCAGGCGCCAACAGCUUCCAACCCGGCGCACACGCAUUCACACCUGGCCAGCAAUAUCAGUCGUACGGCCAAUACCAGCAGCCUGGCACCUAUCCGCAAUACGCUCAACAAGGCUACGGAGGCUAUCAGCAGUAUGCCCCGCAGGGUUAUGGCCAGUACGGGCAAGCCGGUUACGGACAAGGGGGUUAUGGCCAGCAAGGCUAUGAUCAAUAUGGGCAGCAGCAGUACGGUGGCUAUCAGCAACAAGGCUACCAGCAGCCUCAGCAACCGCAACAGCAGCAGCAGCAACGCCAGACUCCAGUCAUCGCGAAGCGAGGACAAUCACUAGAGAAGCCCGAAUCGCCUCAACCGCCCGCGCAAACUAGCAACGCACCCGCACCCAAAGCCAAGGUCCUCACCAUCGGCGGCGACACAGCCGCAGCACCCAAAGCGAAAGUCCUCUCAAUAAGCGGCGACGCACCGAAAGUAGAGAAGACGGGCGCGACGAAAGUUCUGAGCAUAGGGACGCCGAUAAAGCCCCCCGAAGAAGCCCCACCACCCUCAGCAAAGGAGAGUGUCGACAAAGAAGCACCUGCAGCUGGCGCAAAGCUGACGGCGGCGAAAGCAAUCGAGAAGACCGGCGAACCCACAGGCGCAGCGGCAGCGCCAGGCAAUGCGGAGGCGUCACCAUCUUCAGGGCGGAGCAGCCCUAGCCGAGCAGACAAGAAGGCAGAGGCGCGAGAAGCCGAUGCUGUGAUAAAAGAGCAGGCGGCAGAUGUGGACGAGGAGACGCUGGCGGAGAUGUACGGGAAGGAGCACGUGAACGUCAUCUUCCUGGGGCACGUCGAUGCGGGCAAGUCGACGCUGGGCGGCAGUAUCUUGUACGCGACCGGCAUGGUGGACGAGCGGACGAUGGAGAAGUACAAGAGGGAAGCCAAAGAAGCCGGGCGAGAGACAUGGUAUCUGUCCUGGGCUUUGGAUUUGACGAAAGAGGAGAGGUCAAAGGGAAAGACCGUGGAGGUGGGAAGGGGCUUCUUCGAGACGGAGAAGCGACGGUACAGCAUCCUCGAUGCGCCUGGCCACAAGACAUUCGUGCCAAACAUGAUUGGAGGAGCGUCCCAGGCCGAUGUCGGUGUCCUUGUCAUCUCAGCGCGAAAGGGUGAGUAUGAGACUGGGUUCGAAAAGGGCGGCCAGACGAGAGAGCACGCGAUGCUCGCCAAGACCCAGGGCGUCAACAAGCUGGUUGUCGCUGUAAACAAGAUGGAUGACCCUACAGUCGAAUGGAGCCAGGAACGGUACAAGGAGUGCAUCACCAAGCUUGGUGUGUUUUUAAAAGGCGUUGGCUACAAUCCCAAAACUGACAUCGAAUACAUGCCCAUCUCCGCCCAAACAACCGUUGGCAUCAAAGACCGCGUCCCCAAGAGCCUGGCCCCAUGGCACGACGGCCCCUCUCUCUUAGAGUACCUGGACAGCAUGCAGACCCUCGAGCGCAAAGUCAACGCCCCCUUCAUGAUGCCCAUCUCAGCCAAGUACCGCGACAUGGGCACCAUGAUCGAGGGCAAGAUCGAAUCCGGCGUCAUCAAAAAGGGGCUCAACUACCUCAUGAUGCCUAACCGGGACACCGUCGGCAUCUCAGCGCUCUACGGCGAGACGGAGGAGGAGAUCAACGCCGCGACCUGCGGAGACCAGGUGCGCAUCCGCCUCAGGGGCGUCGAGGAGGAGGAUAUCAUGCCCGGCUUCGUGCUCUGCAGCCCGAAGAGGCCGGUCCACUGCGUCUCAACCUUCGAAGCGCAAAUCGUGCUACUAGAUCUCAAGUCCAUCCUCAGCGCUGGAUUCAACUGCGUCAUGCACGUGCAUUGCGCGCAGGAAGAAGUCACCUUCGCAGCCCUGUUGCACAAGCUUGAGAAGGGGACAGGGCGGAAGAGCAAGAAGGCCCCCGGGUUCGCGACAAAGGGCAUGAGUAUUAUUGCGCGGCUGGAGGUUAUUGGAGGCGCGGGCAGUGUCUGUGUUGAGAGGUUUGAGGAUUAUCCGCAGUUGGGCCGGUUCACGCUUAGAGAUCAGGGCCAGACUAUUGCGAUUGGGAAGAUUACGAAGCUGAUUACGGAGCCGGGGGCCGCGAACUAA
Molecule: messenger RNA, 2211 nt
Organism: Coniosporium apollinis CBS 100218
Lineage: Eukaryota; Fungi; Ascomycota; Dothideomycetes
Exons: 3
Coding region: 1-2211 (736 amino acids)
Biological process (GO): translation; nuclear-transcribed mRNA catabolic process, deadenylation-dependent decay; translational termination
Cellular component (GO): translation release factor complex
Molecular function (GO): GTP binding; GTPase activity; translation release factor activity
Source: RefSeq, a predicted model, not a curated record